Messenger RNA from Bactrocera dorsalis (oriental fruit fly), 4593 nucleotides. RefSeq lists its product as uncharacterized. The record is from RefSeq and is a predicted model, not a curated record. The transcript has 8 exons. Lineage: Eukaryota; Metazoa; Arthropoda; Insecta; Diptera; Tephritidae. Bases 1156 to 4164 code for a protein of 1002 amino acids.
GCUCAGUGCAGCGCGGCGCUGAGCUUAGCGCAAAUCCACAUUUUGCAUUUACUUCGUUUUUAUUCAGUUGCUGGAAAACUCGCGGAACACACAGUCUAGUCUAGUCUAGUGUCUAGCGCGAGCAGCUACAUACAAGCUACAUACAUAGGAGCAAAGCGAAUGGCAUAUUGGCGAUUUCCGACGUGACCUGCGUUAUGCAAAGUGCUCCACGCAAACCAAACAAAAAUGUUGCAAAAAUUAUAGGCAAAUAAAAACAAUGAAAAAGCAUAAUGUGGAAAUAGAAAUUAAAAGAAAUAUUGAAGGCAAAGCGCACAGAAAAUUAGUGUGGAAAUAAAAAAUACAAAAAUAAUAUUUUAGUAAUGUGUAGUAACGAAAGUGCCCAGCUAAAUACACAGUAAAACAAAUCAGCAGCAACAUUUGUAUCAAUACCAAAAUAACAGUUUGUAUAGUAUACACUUAAUAUGAUUUCCUUGCAACAAAAGUCAGAUUGUUUGUGAUUGAGAUUUUCAAUUAACCAUAUUUCUGCGAUCGCCGAUUAGCUUGAAUUACAUAACAUCGCUAAUGCCAAAAAGUGAACGAAAAACUUCAAAUGGAAAAGUAAUUGGAAGACGCGCGUGCAUAAUGAAAAUCGCUAGGCAUCUGCUAAGCCGAAAAUCAUCGCCAAUCAAGUGCCUGGCAGACGCCACUUAACGCGGAAAACACAAACACACACACACAUCCAUACGCGCAUGCAAACAAGUGACCAACUUUUGCUUGCUUUUGCUGUUAAAAAACGCUUUUGCUUUAGUGCGUGCGUGUGUCUGUUCAUAUGUGAGUAAGCGUGCGUGCGGCUCAUUCGCUUAUUAUGCGAUUUGAAUCAAUUUCUCAAAUCACUCCGAUCACUGUGGCAUCAACCGCGACCACCAAUUGCUACGCAUUGCUGUGCCCAACCGCUUGGCGCGCACAUGUUGCACACACGUCAUUUGCAUCUACAACUGCAGCAGCAGCAGCCAACAACAACAAAAGAUAGACGUUUGAAAAGCGCUCGUUGAACGGCAUUUGAUCAGGAAUUGCCUCUGCAACUUUUCCACCAUCACGCCGUUGCGUCCUCCCCCAAUUCGCACACACACUUACACACAUAUAUGUGCAUAAGCGCGCGCUAGCACUCACACGAGGAUGGCUUAUGUAAUCUGGAAAAUAUUUAUGAAGCAAUAUUCGCGUUUUCGUUUCGAUUUGGCAACCGCAACAGCACCCAGCUCAGCCGCUCUGCUCAUCGCCCCCUACAAUCAGCCGGCCAUUAUGGCGAAUCCACAGCCCAGCAACAACAACGUCAACAGCACAAGCAACAAUGAAAAUAACGGUCCAAGUGGCAAUAUAAGUGGCAAUAGUACAAGUAGGCCACCUGAGGGUGAAGAGCAUAGCGUUGUAAUAUUAACAACAACAACAACAAACGUCACAAAUAAUUGCAAACACAAUUGCAACAAUAUAAACGGCAACGCCAAAGAACACUUGGCGGAGGUGCUGGUUAUGCCGGUGAAUGACACAAAAGCGAUUACAGCAACAACAACAACAGCAACUAUUGCAGAAACAGCAACUGUGGCGGAGGCCACUAAAAGUGGCACCAACACAGCUGAUGAGAGCCAUGAAGCCGGCCUAAACAGCUGGAACUGUGGCAAUGUGGAAAAUGCUGCAACAACAGCAACAUAUGAGGCCAACAUAAUGGCCGGGGUACGAAGUACGAGUGCCACUGCGCCAAUUGCGCAAGAAGAAGACGACGCCGAGGAGAUUUGGUAUUCCGGGGAGGAGGAUGGUGGUCGCGAUGCGGAAUUGGCGGAGAAACAGCGGGAAAAUUGCUGCUGUUUGGUCAAUGACAACGAACGGUGUUGCCAAGUCGAUAUCGAUUUGAAUAUUAAUGCAAUUGCAACAACUACAACAACGACGACGAACACAGAGAAGCCGGUGCAGCGCAGCAAAUCGCGCGUGCGCACAUAUUUGAAGCGGUGCAGAGAUCGGCUGACGGGUCAGCAUCAACAGGCGGUCGCAAAUGCAACGAAUUCCACAGCAGCAACAACAACCGCCACCAAAAUGUAUGUGCAAGAUGAAAAGUGCCAAGAAUCGAUUGGCGUUGAGGUGACGAAUGCAGCGCGCAGCCGAAGCACCCAGCAAUUCGCCGCUCUCGAAGAAAAGAAGGAGGAAGAGGCGGAGGCAGAGGGGGCGUAUGAGGAAGUUGAGAAUAAGGCGUGCACCACUACAUUAAUUGCCACAACCGAGCAACAGGGCGACGCAGCAACACACACGCUAUUAACACCGACUGCGUUGGUCGUGAAGGGAGAGCGCACCGCAGGAGAGGAGGCGUCGCUGGUGCCAGACGAAGAAGCGCACUUAACAAGCGAACAAUCGGUGUUGGCUUACGAUGAUAUUGACUUUAGUUUGCCGUCAUCGUCAGUGUUGAUGGACAGCGGCAGUUCGAAUGUCAGUGCUGACCAACAACAACAACAACAACAACAACAGCAAACGACACCGUUGACCUCUGCCAAGCAAAAGUGCGACACCCUCGCUUUGGCGGCCACUGAAGUCGAAGUCGAAGUUGAUGACUCGGCUGAUUUAACUGUCGAACAAGAGACAAGACAGAUGCAACAACAAUGCCGGCAAGAGCAACAAACACAAAGUGAUAGUUCGCAAGCUGGCAAGCUGAAGUGUUUAACCGUUGCUCCUAAUGUUGCUAGAGUAAAAUUGCUCCAACAACAACAGUCGCUCAUGAGUAUCAGCAGCAGCUGUCCACCACUUGUCAAGGAGGAACAAUUGGCUUGCGCUAUACAUAUGGACUCGGGCACCGCUGCGCUGAUUGACAAACACCUCGCCGCCAUUUAUCCUGUCUAUACGGCGUGCACACGCUCCAUUCUAAUUCGCCAAGCACGCGAUUUGCUCGUCUGCUCCUAUCUCGGCUGCCUGCAGUCGUUCGAAAUGGAAUUCCUAUGCAAAUUUGCCGAAAUUGCUGCUGAGCUGCGGCAACGGCAUGCCGUCGGUGUGAAUGUUCUUUGGCGUAAAGGAUGGCCACUUACAACUCCAACAGGCGAAGUUAUUCUACAUUUGGGGGCUCUUGAUGACGCCUUAAUACGUCCAGGCGAUUUAUAUUUGUGCGUUAAAAGUGUUGAUAAAACGGAAACGCCACAAUUGCAUGUGGUUUGGCGGAACGCCUCAAACGGCUUACAAAUACAACAACAACAAGCACAACAGGCACACGCAAGUGCUACGGCCACAUUUGCCAACUGCGACACAGCAGCAGCAGCAACAACAACAAUUCAAAGUCAUUGCAUUGAUUUCAACGCCACAACAACAACAACAGCAGUAGCAACCACCCCACCAACACAUUUAAGCGCAUUAACACUCGAAAUGUUGACGAGUGACGAAUUGCCGCAAUUGUUGCAACACUUGCUGGUGGGCGUUGAGCACAGCAUCGAGCGGGUCUCGUUGAAUGAGCUGCAAAUGCCCGCCUCGACGACAGCAGCAACAGCAACAGUGCCGCUGGCGUCGGACGAGGCCAACAAUAAUGGCAAAUGCAAUGGCAACAACAACAGUAGCAGCAGCGGCGGCGUCGGCGUCGGCGUCACCAACAGCAGCUUAAUGCGCUGCAGCAACAACAAUACAAUAACAAAUUCACCGAAAUGCGCAUUACGGCGCAGCGAAUUGAUCACCAAAAACAAAGUCCUCAACAACAAAUUCAUGUUGCGACGCCUGACCAAUCGGCAGGACAGCAUGAAUUCCACGUCGUCGGGACAGAGUUGCGGAAGUAGCGGAAGCACCUCCAGCGAUGAGCUAUUGCGUUGCAACGGCAGCCAUCACAACAGCUACAACAACAACAACAACACUAAUAAUAAUAAUAAUAAUAUCAGCUCGCCGUGUGGCAAUGCCAACACAUCGGAUCCGUUGAAAAUGUCCGCGGGCGCCACAAAUUCGGCGAGCACCUCACCGGCGUUGCCACUCUUCUGUUUGGGCAAUUCAUUUCCGCACAUCGAUAGUGACGAGGAGAAUGCCGAUGAGAAGCGCAGCGCGCAUGGAGAGGAUCAAUUUGAGUGUGAAAUCGUGCCACCUGCUUCAAUCAGCGAAAUCCCCGAGAAACUCUUAACCACUUCGGGUAUUUAUCUGCCAGGUAAGUUUCAAUCAACACAAUAUCCGCUCCAAUAAAUUCGGGCAUUUUAUUUACCUGCUUUGCAUUUAGCAACAAGCCUUUCCGGUCGCGCUGACUAUUUUGCAUAUUUCUCAUUAACACCCGACUCGCUCAUGCAUAUUGGAUUUUGUAAAUAUUCUAAAUUGGACUUUCGCUAUAAAUUUCCCGCUGCUAUCGUUCCACUAAACUAUUAAACCAAAUUUGUUAUCAAUUUGUUUGCCAUUCACGUGCGCGCCGGCGCACACGCUCACAUGCGCACCGCCACACCAGCGCAAAUUGAUUUGCAUUUCAUUUUCUGCACACACCCAACCGCCAGCUAAGAGUACGCUCGAGUGUUUAUGCUUGCCACAACAUGUUAAUCGUCGCAAUAGUUGCCGCAGUUGAUAGUGAUCAUGUGAUCAUCACCAGAUCACAUCACCGCAUCUGCCAAGGCAGCGCAGCGCUGU